UUCUUGGAAGAAGUAUCAACCAGGACUAAAGAUCACUUCGUGGCACUGAGCAUCUAUAAUGACUCUGAUGAUUGAAAUGUGGAAACAUUCGAGCUGUUUAGGCCUCUACCUUGCUAUUUACUAUUUGAUAUUAGAGGGCUGCCCUUCGAAAUGCAGCGGAAAGCUGACAGAGCUUACAGAAAAAGACGUGAAAAGGGAACGCAGAAAUGUUGGCACUCAGUCUGCAGGUGGGGGAGAAAGCUAUUGGAAUUCUACUCUCAAUCAUUGGUCCACAUUACACGUAAAUACCACCAGAAAUCUGAUGGGUUCAUUCAAUUUAUCACCGUCGAUCGGAGUGAAGGUACCACCAAUGGAGUUACCACAAGGAAUUAGUACAGACCUUGGCGAUUCCUAUGAAAUUCUUUUCAAGCUUGACUGUCCCACCCCCAGGGGAAUACCUGCUAGAGAAGUAUCAAAAAUUCAUUGUCCAGUAGGUCAAGUCUAUGACUUUUUCAUCCAAGUUUGCCGACGUGGUAUCAGUGCUGCUGAUCUGACAGCCCUCAGUAAAAGAGUCAUCAUCGUUGUAAUUUUUAUGCGUCCUAAUAUUUCAUCUCGGUGUUUUCCGCUCAUAACUGAGGCUCACGUGAAUCAAGCCAUUGUCAAUAAGUUGGAUGUAAAUGACACAUCUAUUUCCGGAAUCACGAUUGAAACGGUGGGAAAUUAUCCGACGGUCAAUGCAGCUUUUAAUCUCGAUUUACGCCAAACGAUAUCGGAGGACAUUUCAGUUCAUAGUGUCAAGGCUGCACUGAGCUCUCUUUCCAUUCUAUUUAAUGGCACAAUCUUUACUGUCUUCAAGGUAAUGAUGAGGUAUUUUAAUUGUCCUGAAAGAGAAAUCUUCCGACCAGAUGAAUAUACAGUGCAAGGAGAUACAGUUACUAUCACGGCUACUGGAGAAACGUUUCAAAACAUUGAAUUUUACACGAAGGAACUGACCAAAUUGAAGAACGGGUCAUACGUUCCCACAGGGGUCCUCACAGUGUGCAAACAACCCAUAUUAAACUGCUCAGGAGUCUUCAUUGAAUUAACAAAGGACGAGUAUUUCAUCUCAUCAAACGGUUCUCUUUAUCGAAACGUUUCAGGAGAGGUCAUAGAGCCUGGACGGUUUCAUUUUAUUUAUGGAAGUCUCUGGGUUUGUGUGAACUUCUCUUCGAGUUACUCGACAGAAAAGUUGACACAUGAUCUAAUGACGGAGGAAAUAGUCUCAGGGGUGCUAACCUACGUCGGUCUCUCCGUCUCCGUUGUCAGUUUUCUGAUAGUUUUAGUGACUUAUUCACUGUUUAAAGAGCUUCGCACUUUACCCGGAGUCAGUUUGAUGAAUUUUUCAAUAGCACAUUUGUCAAAGGACUUACUUUUCGUAGCAACUGCUGGCAGAUUACCGAAGCUUGCAUGUACAAUAGUUGCCAUGACAAUGCACUACUUCUUUUUGGUUUCCUUCACCUGGAUGUCAAUAAUCGCUUUUGAAACGUGGCGGGCGUUUUCCAAAAUCCGCAUCAAGCCCAGAAAUUUAAGCAGAAGGCAAAAGUGUGGUUACGUGCUACGAAGAAUAGCAUUGGGAUGGGUCCCUCCGUUUGUUUUUGUCCUUGUAUGCGUAACUCUUGACCAGUCCCACGCGGCUACUUUUCGCUACGGCGAGACUGGGACUGGUAGGGGCUGUUGGAUAAAUAUUCCCACAGCAAAUCUAUUCUCGUUCAUUUUACCAGUAGCUAUCACCAUUGCGUUCAACAUGGUAUUCUUUGUCUUGACUGUGAUAGCUAUACGGAAGACAAACCAGCAGGUGAGAACGGCAACUCACCACGCAGCUAAUCGCAAAACUGCCGCGGUGUUUGCCAAGAUUUUCAUCCUGAUGGGUUUUACAUGGAUUUUUGGCUUCUUACACAGUCUGGUGUCGAAAUACUUUAGGUACCCGUUUGUCAUAUUAACAACUUUCACAGGACUGUAUGUAGCAAUAGCGUUUGUGUUUACAUCAAGAGUAAGGCGACUGUACCGCAGCUUGUUGUGCUCUGACAAAACUUCAACAACAUCAAGAACUCCUCCCACAGCAGAAAUCAGUAAUGAAGAUCGUGUGUAAAUAGGAUUGGUGUGUCAUUCACAGUGAAACCAGACCAAAUAGAUGUUUAAGUUAAAAAAUUAUAACGAAAGCUUAUCGAGAAGCACAGCAUUGCGGGUGCAGAAGCGAUCACCCAGCAGGUCAGAGAAGGGGACGGAUCAGCCCUGUGCUCCGAGUGCCACUGCCAGCCCAGCCCAGCCCAGCCCAGGCCAGCCCAGUCCUCAGUUGCUCUCCAAUGGAAUCCUGACGGCCGACGAAAAAGAGGCCUCGAAGAAACUUGAAGGAGAACCGUAAAAAAGAAAAUGAGAGACAGAAGCUGGACAUUUCGGACAGAUUGAUCGAAUGGAAACUAACAGAAAUCAACGGCGUCCUCUGACCAUGUAAGGCCUUGUGUGCAUCAACGCACGAAGAGAACUAACAAAUAACAAGAGAUUGUAAAUGAAGGUCUCUGACUGGUUUCUACGCUUCCCGUUAUUAUGCUUUUACGAAAGUAUUCAAUUAUUUUUUUUCUAAAAGAAUAUAUGCAAACUUUGAUAACAGCCUGCUCAAAAGAUGUCCGUCUAAACCCAAAGAAACCUAGGAAGAGAGCCGGAAACAGGAAGCGCUUGGUCAGCGGUGAGUCCAUCUUGGUCAUGUUGGUCAGCGGUGAACGACCAAGAUGGACGCAUAGUUUGCAGCUCCGUCCUAGCCUCAACUUUUUCAACGUUUUUUUCGUGCAUUGUAUACUAUUUUCUUUGGUGAUUGUCAAAUUCUUAAUCAUCAGUAUGCCGAGUAGUAUUUACUUAUUUUUUUCAAAU
Messenger RNA from Stylophora pistillata, 2883 nucleotides. RefSeq lists its product as uncharacterized. The record is from RefSeq and is a predicted model, not a curated record. Gene Ontology annotation, molecular function: G protein-coupled receptor activity. Gene Ontology annotation, biological process: cell surface receptor signaling pathway; G protein-coupled receptor signaling pathway. Lineage: Eukaryota; Metazoa; Cnidaria; Anthozoa; Scleractinia; Pocilloporidae. Gene Ontology annotation, cellular component: membrane.